AGGGCUUCUAGAAUUCUGUUUUCCUGGGGGGUUGAACAGCUGAUGUGAAGAGACAGUGACAGAGGAGCUGAGAAAGCGGUCUUUUUUCUUGCGUGCCUGACCUUCUAUCCUAUUUAAAGUUCUUCCCUCCCUCCUUGACUGGGCCCAGACUUCCUAUCAUCUUUGAUCUACCUGUGUCUUGAGAACAGAAUCAUGGCCUCGAUAGAAUAUCUUCUCAACCCCAUUUCCUCGUCCUCCAGGGAGCGCAGCCCUACCCCGACGAGCUUGUCCCCCGCCACGGUGGCUUCCCGGUCGCCCCGCCAAAAGAGACGCAAGCUUGUCAAGGACCAGCCGUCCUUCAAAAGGGGCAAUCUCCGAGGGGACCUUCGCUAUCCACCUCACGAAGAACGCGACGAAGAGUUGGAGAGGGUCCACACACAGUUCCAUCUCCAUCCACUGCGCAAUAUUGCCAACUUUCCGGCCCACAUUCCUUACUGCAGUCAGAAGAAGUCGUUCAAGGGGCGGACAGGACGGGGUAGCCUGGAAGUCUUCCACUACACGUUCCAGAUCCCCAACGGCGACGGCAAAAAGUGGGUCAUUUCCUGGGACUACAAUAUUGGGCUCGUUCGCACGACGUCCCUCUUCAAAUGCACCCAACAUCCGAAGACUGCCCCUGCGAAGGCGCUGAAGAUGAACCCUGGCCUCGGCAAAAUCAGCCACAGCAUCACAGGCGGCGCACUCAUUGGACAAGGGUACUGGAUGCCCUUUGAGGCCGCCAAGGCACUGGCUGCUACCUUCUGCUGGAAGAUUCGCUACGUCUUGACGCCUAUAUUUGGUCUCGAUUUCCCCUCGCGAUGCAUUCACCCGGAAGACACCCGAUUUGGUGACAUGAGGAUCGACCCGGCGAUCAUCCUACAAGCCACUAGAGAGGCGACCUACUAUCGCGGCCUGGAGGUGGCUGCCUCUCCUCAUUCCCAAGACUGCCACCGAGACCGACAGUAUGUCAGACACAUCUUCCCGAAAUCCUCGCCGAACCUGGACCCCGAGGAUUAUUGUAUCUCGCCCGGUACCUCCCCAGUCCGGUCCAUCCCAGUCAAAACCCCACAAAGAACGGGAACCGGCUUGUCGUAUGCAGCUUUACCAGGCAGUAUGCACGAUGAGUUCAACACGUGGGUGAUGGGCUCUGACCCCAGCCUCUCGGAGAGCUACAUCGAAGACGACGGCCACGACGACGACAGUGAUGUCGAGGAUGGUAGCUAUAUUGAGGAUGAGGAGCAGACAUAUGAGGGAGAAGAUGGCUCCCGAGAUCGUGACGAGAAUUGCCUUUCUUCCCCAACCUCCUGCUAUCCCUCCAUCACUCCAAAGAUCGAAACCCGUUCCUGCUCACCCACGUACACCUUUCAGUCUACAGUGAGCGACCUGGACAUGGAGCAGACAAUGCUCGCCGCGUAUGCGCUAGUGAGACUGCGCAACGCGGGUAAGAGGCUGGAGAAGAACCCGGAGAGUAGUAAGAGGCCCUUGAAGGGAAACGGGAUGAAGCGACGCCGGGCGUCUUUUUGAUCAUCCGUCCUCUUGUCUUUCUCUUCAUGAUAUUGAUGAGCUCGGUCUACU
Aspergillus sclerotioniger CBS 115572 is the source of this 1590-nucleotide messenger RNA. Its product is annotated as putative APSES transcription factor Xbp1. The transcript has 4 exons. Gene Ontology annotation, molecular function: DNA binding. Lineage: Eukaryota; Fungi; Ascomycota; Eurotiomycetes; Eurotiales; Aspergillaceae. The record is from RefSeq and is a predicted model, not a curated record. Bases 193 to 1539 code for a protein of 448 amino acids.